Diplodia corticola is the source of this 1218-nucleotide messenger RNA. RefSeq lists its product as uncharacterized. The record is from RefSeq and is a predicted model, not a curated record. Bases 1 to 1218 code for a protein of 405 amino acids. NCBI's taxonomy places the organism in Eukaryota, Fungi, Ascomycota, Dothideomycetes, Botryosphaeriales, Botryosphaeriaceae. The transcript is spliced from 2 exons.
AUGUCAGGCGAAUCUAGCCAUUCAAGACUCAAGAGGCCGCUGGCGCCAAGUGAGAGAAGCGACAGGAAGCCCAAGCGGCAGAGCUUCGAUGACGACCACAAGCAACCCGUGGACGUCCGGGUAGGCACAGGUUCCGAGGCAGAGACAUUCCACUGCUUCGCCCCUCUUCUAAAGCGAUACUCCCAUCACUUCAAGACCCAGCUGGGAGACAUAAAAGUCGAGGCUGGCCUUGAUGUCCCCAGCUACCCCAUCUCGAUUCAAUAUCUCCCAAACGAACAGCCUGCCGACUUUUCGCUAUUCAGGGAGUACAUGGAAAACCCGCGCUUCUUCACUAUCCCCGCCGAAGUGGAGAGGAAAAAGCCGUAUGACUUGGCGCAACUCUACUACUUCGCUAAUCGCAUUGGAGCUUGGGCGCUGGAGAACGCUUGCAUCAACUGCCUUUAUUUGAAGGUGCAGCAAUCAGUCUCGCGGCUCAAGAGAACAAACAAGCGUAACAAAAGCCUGGUCGACAAUGUUAUUUUAAGUUGGAAACAAACCACUCGCUCGGUCAUUAACCACCAAAAAACUCACCAGGACAACUCAAGGCUCUACAAGUUCGUAAUAGACUUCUUUGCGUUCUUCGUCUUGCAGACGGCGCCUUUGCUCGAAGAGAGCCUCAUUUCCGACUUGCCCAACCCCUUCCUCUGGCACGUUCUUUGCGCUCUCGAAAAUGCCCUGGCUCGACACGUACCCGACUUGCCUACCCCGAGCACGGCCACGGUCGCGACAAUCGACGAUAAGGUAGUCACCGUUGUUCACAUCAUUGAUAGUGAUGAUGACGAAGACACCCUUCUCGGCCCCUCUAGCCACCAUGUUAACACAACAACUACAGCCUCGACAGAUGAGGGAGUAGCACUUGGAGCUCUUCCAAAAAGCGACUUGGUUAGUAAAAUACUACUGCUGUCCGGAGUUCUGCGCGCGCUCGUAGGCGGAAAGUUGACGAAGCCAAAGCCUCCAAAGAAGCGGGGCCGGCCGGCGAAGGACUGCAAUGAUGAAGAAAGCGACAACGUUUCCACGUCAGAUAGCACGGACAAUCACGAAAAGUCCAGCUUCUUUGGCGUUUCAAACCUUUGCAAAUAUCACGUCCAUACACCCGCUGGCUUGAGCAGUUGCAAGCAGAGGUUCGAAGAGACGAGCGCGGAAGAGGUGUGGCCUGUGGUGCCAUCCCUCCGAAAGUAA